AUCACGACACAUUAAGAGCUUGUCAUCAUCUUCGCUCUGCAAAAUGUCUGCAAACACCAGAACAGUUUGGGUGGAGGUGGUGUGCAUGUUGUUCUGCAGCUCACUGGGUGCUGUUUGUUCGGCUCCUCUCUGUAUGAACACUCAGACCGGCUGUCACGUUCUCUCGCUGUCUGACCUGUUCGAUCGAGUCAUCCAACACUCCGCCCGGAUGCACGGCAUCUCCAACGACCUGCACUCUGAGUUUGAACAGCACUUCCUGCCGAGUAAGAAUCAGAUCGGUCGGGUCAGUCGGAACUGUCACACGUCGACCAUCCUCACCCCAAAUGGAAAGGAGAACGCCCAGAGGAUGGCGCAGCAGGAGCUGACCGAGGUGAUCCUGAAGCUGCUGCUGGCCUGGAGGGAUCCUCUUUGGCACUUCCAACAGAGCAUGGCUCACCAUCCUGACUUCACCAACUUCAGCUCCAACAAAGCACAUGAGAUGAGCGACAUGGUGCACGAGCUGCGUAAAGGCGUGGAGAAGGUGGCUGAGAAGAUGCAGAUGUCGGGGAUCAUUAGUAACUCUGUCAGCAGUUUUGCAUCUCCUGAAGCUCCCCUGCGGACCGACGGGCCAGAGUGGCAUCUGAUGAAGGACUAUGACCUCCUGUACUGUUUCCGUAGAGACUCCAACAAGGUGCAGAACUACCUGAAGAUCCUGAAGUGUCGAAUCGUCCCCGAGCACGGGUGCUGAAGACCAAGACACCAUGACGCUGGUUUGACUGGAGGAAAU
This is a messenger RNA of Cheilinus undulatus (humphead wrasse), 766 nucleotides long. RefSeq names its product prolactin 2 (gene prl2). The record is from RefSeq and is a predicted model, not a curated record. The coding region runs from base 44 to 727 and encodes 227 amino acids. NCBI's taxonomy places the organism in Eukaryota, Metazoa, Chordata, Actinopteri, Labriformes, Labridae. Gene Ontology annotation, cellular component: extracellular region. Gene Ontology annotation, molecular function: hormone activity. Gene Ontology annotation, biological process: response to nutrient levels; positive regulation of receptor signaling pathway via JAK-STAT. The transcript is spliced from 5 exons.